This is a messenger RNA of Rhododendron vialii, 1753 nucleotides long. RefSeq names its product oligouridylate-binding protein 1B-like. The transcript is spliced from 12 exons. Gene Ontology annotation, molecular function: mRNA binding. The coding region runs from base 189 to 1487 and encodes 432 amino acids. NCBI's taxonomy places the organism in Eukaryota, Viridiplantae, Streptophyta, Magnoliopsida, Ericales, Ericaceae. The record is from RefSeq and is a predicted model, not a curated record.
UUAAGUCCGUCUUUAUUCGACGCCUCGGUUGAUACGCGACUGUUAUUUUCCUUCCUUCCUCGAGCCGAGGGGGCCAUUUCAUUUCAAACCCUAAAAAAUCUGGCUUGGAUAUUCAGUCAGACUCUCUCCAUUGAUUUGGAAUAACCAUUGAUUUGGACUCACGAAAAUCCAUCAAAGAAAAGAAGAAAAUGCAGCAGCAUAAUCAGAGGCUCAAAGAACAACAACAGCAGGCGUUGAUGCAGCAAGCGGCUCUCCUUCAACAGCAGUCUCUCUAUCAUCCUGGCCUUUUAGCUGCUGCUCCCCAGAUUGAGCCAAUCCCUAGUGGAAAUUUGCCUCCUGGUUUUGAUCCAAGUACAUGCCGCAGCGUAUAUGUGGGAAACAUUCAUACACAAGUGACAGAACCCCUCCUUCAAGAGGUUUUUUCAAGUACAGGCCCUAUUGAGGGGUGCAAGCUCGUUAGAAAGGAGAAGUCAUCCUAUGGAUUCAUUCAUUACUUUGAUCGGAGAUCAGCUGCCGUUGCUAUAUUGUCUCUUAAUGGAAGGCACCUUUUUGGACAGCCUAUCAAAGUCAAUUGGGCAUAUGCCAGUGGUCAGAGGGAAGACACAUCAAGUCAUUAUAACAUUUUUGUUGGUGAUCUCAGCUCUGAGGUUACUGAUGCUAUGUUGUUCGCAUGCUUCUCUGUGUACCCCAGUUGUUCUGAUGCAAGAGUGAUGUGGGAUCAAAAGACUGGGCGUUCAAGAGGGUUUGGAUUUGUUUCUUUCAGGAAUCAACAGGAAGCUCAAAGUGCAAUCAAUGACUUGACUGGAAAAUGGCUUGGUAGUAGGCAGAUCCGUUGUAACUGGGCUACAAAAGGUGCUGGAGCUAAUGAUGACAAGCAGAGCUCUGAUGCCAAAAGUGUGGUGGAACUAUCAAAUGGCUCUUCAGAGGAUGGUAAAGAGACAGCCAAUAAUGAUGGGCCCGAGAAUAACCCUCAACCUCAAUACACCACGGUUUAUGUGGGCAAUCUGGCUCCAGAGGUCAGUCAGCUUGAUCUACAUCGACACUUUCAUGCUCUUGGUGCAGGAGUAAUUGAGGAAGUUCGUAUCCAACGUGACAAGGGGUUUGGUUUUGUGAGAUAUAGUACCCACGCUGAAGCAGCUCUGGCUAUUCAGAUGGGAAAUACCCAGUCUAUGUUCUAUGGCAAGCAAAUCAAGUGCUCAUGGGGCAGCAAACCCACUCCACCCGGAACAAGUUCAAACCCACUUCCUCCACCGGUAGCCGCACCUAUGCCAGGGUUUUCGGCGAGUGAUGUCUUGGCCUAUGAGCGGCAACUAGCAAUGGCCAAGAUGGGCGGUGGUGUCCAUCCCCUCAUGCACCCCCAAGGGCAGCACCACCAUCUUCUUAAGCAGGCAGCUAUGGGAAUGGGUUCUGCCGGUGCUAGUCAAGCUAUUUAUGAUGGUGGCUUCCAGAAUGUAGCCGCCGCCCAACAGCUCAUGUAUUAUCAGUGAGAUGAGUUUCGACUCGGUUGUGACCUUGAUUUUCAUGGCCUUUCCAGGCCUUAUUUUAGUUUUCAAUCUGCUAGGGAGUUCUAAUGUUUCACUUUUCUUGAGCUACAUGGUUACGACUUUGUAGAUACGUGGCAUGUACGUUUUUCCUCUUUCUUAACUAUUUUGUAGGGGUGAGUCAACAAUUGUUAAGUGUGGGUGGCCUUUGAUUUGGACCUUUAUUAGUUGUAUUUGGUUAUCUAUGUACUGAAUUCCGGGUUUAGGAGUAA